Oreochromis niloticus (Nile tilapia) is the source of this 1723-nucleotide messenger RNA. RefSeq lists its product as uncharacterized. Lineage: Eukaryota; Metazoa; Chordata; Actinopteri; Cichliformes; Cichlidae. The record is from RefSeq and is a predicted model, not a curated record. The coding region runs from base 592 to 1689 and encodes 365 amino acids. The transcript is spliced from 2 exons.
AUAGAGUUCCUGUCAUGAUCCUGGGCCAUGUUGGCCCAGCAUUCUUGGUUCUCGUGUAUUUUUGUAUUUCUUUAUUUAGGCCAUGGUUCCUGGGUUGCUCUGUUAAGUUGUUUCUUAUUUGAUUUCCCCUUGUGACUUUUACCCCCUGUGUGCCCCUCUGUGUAUCUGUGAGCCCUCGUCUCCCCUCCUUGUGUUUUAUUCCAUGUUUUCCCCAGCCCGUUAUGUCUGUGCUCUCUCCUCCUGUCUGAACCUUUGUACUUCCUGUUUUACUUUGACAGUCUCUCGUCAGUGUUGCGUUUUCUCCUGCCUUGUCUUGUUAUGAUUAUCAGUGUCACCUGUGUUCCUCGUGUGCUCCCACUUCCCUCGUUAACCCUCUGUGUAUUUAGGUCUGCGUCUCCCUCAGUUCUGUGUCGCGUUCUCCGUCAUGCUGUGUGUUUCUACCUGUAGCUCCCUGUGUGUUUUGUUAGAGUCUUCCCAGUUUAGAUUUUGUAGAGUUUUUGUGUUCAGCAAUAAAAGCUGCCAUUUUGAGUUCAGUCCAGUCUCCAGUGAGUUUGCGUUUGGGUCCAAUUCCUGCCGGCACACAGCCGAAUCAUGACAGAAGAACGCGACCACGACAUGGACCCAGCAGCUCACAAUCCCUCCGCUGAGCUCCGUGAGGAUUUAAUCUACACAGUGGAGUAUCACUGUCAGGAGUGGGCAGCGCUGCCAGGGGAAGAGUAUCGGGAGACCGUAGCCAUUCGGUUACAGAGGAUGGUGUCCGGACUCCCAUGGCUAUUCGGCGCGCUACACCCCCACAUCCAGGAUUUCCUCGUCUCCACCGUACGCAUCCGCCCGGAGCUGCCGCUCCGGUAUGAAGAGCCGGAGGACGUUCAGCCCGGUCCGCUGGAGGAUUCGCGGCCUGGCUCGUCUCCUCCCCCUUCUCGGCGAAAACGGCGUUCACGCCGCCGUCGCUCCUGUACAGCCAAGCAGGCUGCACCCGUGGGAGAGAGUGACUGUGCUUCACACACUCCGCCCAAGCUUUCUGAUUCCGGACUCCAUGACUUAUCCCCCACUGUGAGUAGCACUGUUUGGCCCUCCGUGCCUAUUGUGCAGCCUAACUCGGACAAUUCUGCCGUUUUGUGUUUGGACUCUAAAGACACUAUUCAGCGAGGCACCUCCGUGUCAGAUAAUUCACCAGUUGCUCUCACUAGUAAUCUUCGUGUUUCUGGGCCCUCAGAUUUUUGUAAUGCUCGCAGUGUCUCCUCUGAGUUAGCUAGUAUGAAUGUUUCACCUGUAGAGUUAGCUGAACCUAAGACUGUUAUCCUACACCAGACUCACCUACAUACUGCUACCAGCAUUGUAGCCCCGCAGAACUGUUUUAAUCAGCCUGUAUGUUCUGAGGUUUCCCAGUCCGAGCUCAGCCGCACACCACCACCACCACCAUCAGCUCUAGAUAUAACAGUGUAUGCUGUGGAGCACAAACCAUCCGAGACUGAGUGUUCUAUAGCUGAUGCUCCUUCAAAUGACUGUUUCAUGUUCCAGCCCGUUUUGUCUUUAGACAUUUCUGAUAUUUCUCAGCCAACUUCUCAACCAGCCACUGCUCUCUCAGCUCCUCAAGGAGUUACUGUGAAUGAGGCCUGUGUUGCUGAGCAAGCCAAUUUACCGUGUACUCCUAGCGUUCUGCCUGAGCCAGGUGACACAGACUAUUAGCCAUUCCUCUGCUAUGAACAGUUUAAUCUUUAAA